UCCCUCUCUUUUUCUUCGUCUUUUGAUUGUUCUCUCAUUCGUUUCUCUACAUCGUUCGUUUGUUCCCGUCAGUUGUGGACUGCUGCUUUCUCUUCUGCUACACAUCCAUUCGUUUAACCCUAACCCUAUCAGGGAUCAUUCGUUAUCCCUGCUGGUAUCAUAGAGUCUUGUAUUGUUCGUUCGAACUACUGUUAUCGCCAGUCUUGACAACAGACUUGUCCACUUUUUUCAACACCUCUUCACAAUUUAAACAGAUCUCUCAACAUGCGGGCCAUCGCUCUCAUCUCCUUCCUCCCUCUUGCGGCUCUUGCCCAUCCCCAGGGUCUCUGGUGGGGCACCGACACCUGCUACAACAGCCCAGAUAACACCGACAACGAAUGCUCCGACCAUCAGAGAACAGGCUUUGACUGGUCUGACUUGGCCGAUGGAGCCUUCUCCUCCUACGGUGGCUUCGACUUCAGCGGCUUCCUGUCGGGCAAUGGCUUCGGUGGCUCUGCAUCCGGGGACCGAUGCAUUUCGGGAAAGCUCUCUCGAUCGAGCGCUACCUCCCUGGUAAUCUCCGCUGGUGCAGACAUCAGCGCUUUCUCCAUCACCAACCUCAAGGUCUCCACCUCCAUCGAGACAGAGAUACACAUCGUCUAUGGCAUGCCAGACGGAUCCACCUGUCGGGAUACGGCGUGGUGCUCGCCCGAGGCCGAGGACGUGAGCAACGACCAGUGCGGUGGCGCCAUCUCCGUCGGGUUCGAGCUCCUGGAGAACAGUGACAGCGAGGACUGCGACCUGGACAUCCACCUGAUCGACUUUGAUUGCUCUCCUGGCCCGAAGCCUCCGGGUGGUGGCCAUGAGCAUCACCCCGAUCCCCUGCCCACGCCUCCCUCCCUUCCCUCCCCGUCCGUCCCGGGGAUUCCUGGCUUCAGCACUCCGGUGAUUCCACCCCCUGCGAUCACCACCCCGGUGAUCCCGCCGCACGGAACCACUCCCCCCGUGGGCCCCGUCGUGACGCCCCCGGUCCCCACGAGCAUCCCAGUCCAGAUCCCUCCUCCGUCUAGCGUGGGGCCCAGCAGUGGCCCCUCUUCGCCACCCGAGGGCCAUACUACCACCGUGGUGACCUACGAGACCGUCACCACCUGCCCGGUCACCAACACCAUCACCUCCGGCGCGUCUGUCACUACUGAAGUAUCCAGCACGGUGUCCACCGUCACGCUGACCUCGACCUCAACCAUCUGCACCAGGUGCGCCAAUCCCCCGACGCCAGGCGUGCCCACUGGCGUGCUGCCCACCUCGGCUCCAGCCCCGCCAGCCCAGACCACCACUGUGGUGACCUACGAGACGGUAACCACCUGCCCGGUAACGACCACAAUCACAGCCGGCAGCACGACCUCCACAUCCGUCUACACAACCGUCUCAACAGUGACCCUCACUUCCACCAACACAAUCAUCCCCCCCACGGGCGCCCCGUCCUCGCCCCCUAACCCCCCAUCAUCCCCCCAUAACCCCCCCUCAUCUCCCCCCCUCCCCCCGUCCGAAUGCCCCACCGUGGUCCCCAAAUGCAUCAACACCUGGCUCGAUCUCCCCAAAUGCGACUCCAACGCCGACACAACCUGCUUCUGCCCGUCCUCCGACUUCACCAACAAAGUCAUCUCCUGCAUCCAAGCCUGGGGCUCCUCCGCCGCCGAGAUCCAGUCCGCCCUGUCCUACUUCACAGGCAUCUGCGCCGCCUUCGUCCCCACAAACCCCGGCAUCGUCACCGCCGUCCCGACAACAAUCACCCUGGGCCCAGUCCCCAAGCCCACGGGCGCUGCCCCUGCUCCUAACGGACCCCCCGGCGCCCCUGGCCCUGGCCCUGGCCCCGCCCCCUGCACAACCCUAACAUACUCCACCUACACGGUGACCGUCCCGCAGGUGGGCUUCAGCACGAGCGCAGGCGUUUCCACCACGAGUGUAGGCCUGAUUCCGGGCCCGGCUCCUACGGGCGUCAUCCCUGGCAACACGGCGACGCGUAUCCCCAACCCGUGGACGGCCUCUUCUACUCUCACUACCCACCGGGGCGUUAGCUCGACCGCUGUGGCGGGGCCGACCGAGACGCCUCCGAUCUUUUCGAAUGGUGGCUCGAAGACGGUGGUUGUGUCUGGGGUUUGGGCUGUGGGGGUUGCUGUUUUGGUUGGGUUUGUUUAGUUGGUUGUUUUUUGAGAUGGGGUGCGAAUUGUCUACGUUUCAGAUUGUGAAUGUGAAUAGUUUAUGUAGAUUGGGUUGGUUGGUUGGUUGGUGGAGGUGGAUGGUGUAUUUAUUAUACUGAUAGGUAUAUACUGCUUGAACUUAAUUAUGUUUUAUCUGA
This is a messenger RNA of Aspergillus candidus, 2335 nucleotides long. Its product is annotated as extracellular serine-threonine rich protein. NCBI's taxonomy places the organism in Eukaryota, Fungi, Ascomycota, Eurotiomycetes, Eurotiales, Aspergillaceae. Bases 265 to 2175 code for a protein of 636 amino acids. The record is from RefSeq and is a predicted model, not a curated record. The transcript is spliced from 3 exons.